AAAAGUCGCUCGAUGCUCACUAUUUGACAGACAUUCCGCGGGGGCCGAGCUAUACCGCGCGAAAGAACGCAAUAACGGAAAAAGAGGGCCAGCCGCCUCGCUCCGAGGCAUCCCGACGCAGGCUGCGGUGUCAACGGCCCGCCACCUACUCGGCCGUGGCGGCCCGGAGCGAAGAAUGCCGCCGCGCGUUUCGGGCCCGGCGGUGCCGACGGUAGCCGCGGAGCGGCGCGGCGUCUCGCUCCGGCAGGCGCGCGUCGGGACGCUCGGUUUGUCGGAGCGGCCACUCGCUCAACGACGGGUCCUGCGAGCGCGCGCGAGCGCGGAUUCCCGAGUGAAGUGCGAAUUUCCUUUUGGGAGGGAGGCGUGCCUUCUCGUGGACGGGCCGAUAGCCGGCGCCGGGACGUUUUUCGCGGGACCCUUGCCCCGGAAACGGGACUGCCAGCUCCUGUCUCCUCGCCAUGUCCGUGACAGCCACCGCUCUCGCGUAGCAGAGCAAGGACGUGCGGAAGACGACGUCGCGGAAAACGACGCCCGCUUCUCUAAUGUCUCCCGAUGGAAGCAACGCGUCGGCAGGCCUCCCGCAGAUCAUCGACGAAGACGACCUCCCCGAGGACUACGACUACGAGGAGUCGGCGUGGCGCUUCGACCUCGCCGACCUGAUCCCGACGGCCGUCGUGUACGGCGCCACGCUCCUGUUAGGCCUAGUGGGCAACCUGCUCAUAGUGUACACGGUGGCGCGGUUCCCGCGCAUGCGCUCUAUUUCGAACCUGUUUCUCGCGUCGCUCGCGUCGGCGGACCUGCUGAUCGUGCUGCUGUGCGUGCCCGUGAAGUUCGGCCAGCUGUUCUCGUACACCUGGACGCUGGGCGAGCUGGGAUGCAAGCUGCUCCUGUACGUGCAGCACGUGUCCAUGAUCUGCUCUGUGCUCAACCUCACUUUCCUCAGCAUCGAGAGGUACUACGCGGUGAUCCACCCCGUACGCUCUCGCUACCUCUGCACCUUCAGCCAAGCCAGGCGAGUGAUCAUCUUCAUCUGGUUGGCGGCGUUCCUCACCGCUCUGCCUAUCAUCUUCGUGCAGGUUCACGUGGAGAUGGGCCUGCGGCGGCGAGCCUACUGGUGCAUGCGGGACGAGGCCAGCCCCGGUGCGUGGCGUUCCUUCGAGAUCUACAUGCUCAUCCUGGUGCUCUGCAUACCGACCCUGGUCAUGGGGUACGCGUACGCCAAGAUCUGCGCCCAGCUAUGGAUGGUGGUGCGCGAGAGAGCGCAUCUCACCUCUGGCUCUGCUUGUACAGAGAUGCUGGAGAAGGCUCCGGGCAAGCAGGGCUUCAGCGUCAACGGUGACAAGAGGUUUCUGGGCAAGCCGUCGAGAGCUGACGAAGACACCGUCAAACAGGUGAUCAAGAUGCUGAUCCUGGUGGUGUCCCUGUUCGUCCUCUGCUGGGCCCCCAUCUUGAUCCUGAACGUGCUGACGGCGUUCGGCAGCGUCUCGGCGCUCAACUACUCCUACCUGAAGCCGCUGCGCACCUGCUUCCACCUGCUGUCGUACCUCAACAGCUGCGUGAACCCGCUCGUGUACGGCUUCAUGUCGCGCUCCUUCCGGGUCUCCUUCCGGGACGCCCUGCUGGGCUGCCUGCGCCAGGGCGGCGCGCCGCAGCGGGGCACCACGUUGCGCCUGAGCCGUACGAGGACCACCAGCCUGAGCAUGGGACGCUCGGCGACUUACGUCACGUGACGCCAGCCCCCGCAGCCGGGCAUCCGGUGCAUCCGCUGGACGAGCAACUGCGGUGCCGCGCCCGGAACCAUCGCCCUGUCCGCCACGAAUGGAUAACGAGCGGUGGGGGAAAAAAAAGAAAUCGAGGAGUGCCGUCGACGCUCCGCGCAAACCGGAAACGAAAGGCACGAGGAGCGAUGUUCCUUGAAACGUAACAGCGCGAACAGAGCGGAGAAAGCGCUGUUAGUUUCUCGACAGUGCCACAUGAACUAACCCAGCUCGUGUCCGCGACGUAGGGCACGAAUCGACUAAAGAGACGCCCUUCAAGCGACCGCGAAAGCAUUCUGCCGAAUUAACUUAUUGUCGUGUCUCGGUUACCAAGAUCACUCACAGACAAAGCGACAGAAACGGCAGCGCCUCAGAACGAGGCGCAGAAUUGCCUCCAGUCACUCCUUUUGAAGCAUCAGUCCCAUCAGAGGACAAAAAGAAAACAAACGGAUACCUGUGGCUCUCUCGCGUCAAAGACAAUCGACGUUGUGAGCUUUACGAGCAUGAAGCUGUACGAGUGAGCGUUGCUACAGAAGACAAGUCUUUAUGGCGCUGGCACCCGAUCUUCUGUAUAGUCUGGACAAAUGCGUCUACAGAAAGAAUCACACCUUCACCUCGAAUUAAGCGACUUCUUACGGAAAAACGCACGAAUCUACUUCAGACCGUGUGAGUAGCGUACCACUCUAGCUGGUAGUGAGGACCGGGAGCAAAUUUGUGCUUUGUUUCAUUUUUUUUGCUACUGGUAAGGAAAGCGCGAAAGAAAGAACACUGAUGUGUGAAAUAAACUUUUCGCAGUGCUAAAAAAUAGCAUCGACGGAAUUUUUCACAUUGGCUAACAUCCGACACGCAAGAACGACAUCCAAAGAACACCUGUUUAGCGUUUGUCGCAGAACCCAGUUUUGUUCUUCGGUUUCUGCGUAGCAAAGUUUCGAAAUAGCUGUGUGUAUUCACAUCACCUUAAGAGAAAACUUCACAGUGACAUCGGUGCACCGACCACCCUCCGCCACCACUCCCCCUCUCCCCCUUUUUUCCUGUUUAGUUUGUCUGGACUACACUAUAUGGCUCGGUGUGAGUCUCCGGGCUUUGUCGCCAUGGAGAUUGGAAUCUCGGUAGAGCAACAUCCGCAAAACACGGUUUGCAAGACUUCGCAUGCUUCUGGAAACGUUGCAGUGUUCGUCAGAAAGUGACAUACAUGGAGUGGAAGACUGCAUUCCUGCACGUACUGGAAACAAGCCUCAUCGGUGUAUAUAAGGUGUUAGGUCUGGUGUUUUUUUAUUCUUAUCGACACGACUCCAUUGAUUAGAGAGUCCUGUUUUUAUCGUCAUCUUAUCUUUCGACCAAAGACACCACCCGUGUCCCUGUGAGUCUACUGUUGCCAGCCCUACUACUCAUGGGACGUUGCCUAGAAAAGACGCGGCUGCAUAACUGACUGAAGUUACAAAUGCUGGGCUUGCGUGACUUCUGCGUGGGCAGGAAGGACAUGUGUGAACUUGUACAGCCGAGGCUUUUAUUUUGUGAAGCCUGAGGCACCAAGCGACCGUCAAGCGCGAUUCGUUCACUUCUGUAUGUCUCUGUGCUCAAACAGACUUGUGCUUCACGUAGGAUUAGUUGCUCAACUGACGAGUGUCGACCGGCGCAGCUGUAGUAAAGUGUGUAUGAACUUGACGCGAGUCAACGUCCCCCCCUUCUCCCUACUCUCAUCGCCCCUACAAGACUGUGACCGUGACAACACACACAGUGGCGCAGGCUGUGCAUCACUGAACAGAGAAGACACAUGUGAAUCGGCGCGCGCAGAUCUGUCGUAAAGUAUUAUGUCGA
Messenger RNA from Dermacentor andersoni, 3575 nucleotides. RefSeq names its product QRFP-like peptide receptor. Lineage: Eukaryota; Metazoa; Arthropoda; Arachnida; Ixodida; Ixodidae. Gene Ontology annotation, biological process: G protein-coupled receptor signaling pathway. Gene Ontology annotation, cellular component: plasma membrane. The record is from RefSeq and is a predicted model, not a curated record. Gene Ontology annotation, molecular function: neuropeptide Y receptor activity.